Molecule: messenger RNA, 4338 nt
Organism: Cucurbita moschata (crookneck pumpkin)
Lineage: Eukaryota; Viridiplantae; Streptophyta; Magnoliopsida; Cucurbitales; Cucurbitaceae
Product: pleiotropic drug resistance protein 1-like
Exons: 24
Coding region: 91-4338 (1415 amino acids)
Cellular component (GO): membrane
Molecular function (GO): ABC-type transporter activity; ATP binding; ATP hydrolysis activity
Source: RefSeq, a predicted model, not a curated record
CUUCCAAGAGCUUCCAAAAUGUAUCAAAGGUCGCCUUCCAAGUCAUUAUGAAGGUGACCUUGCUUCUGCUGAAAAAGUGGAAGGAGAGUCAUGGAGGCAUUCUCAAGAUCAACACAUGGGGAAGAUGAUGAAAAAGCACUGAAAUGGGCAGCACUGCAGAGACUUCCCACUUACAAACGCUUAAGAAAAGGUUUCUUGACAUCAUCUCGUGGUGAGGCCAAUGAAGUUGAAGUUGAAAAACUUGGCCUUCAAGAAAGGAAGAGAUUGAUGAAGAACCUGAUGAGUGAUACUGAAUUAGACAAUGAAAGACUCCUACUGAAGCUGAAGAAACGCCUUGAUCGAGUUGGAAUUGAUAUUCCCACCAUUGAAGUAAGAUUUGAGCAUCUUAGAGUUGAAGCUGAAGCUUAUAUUGGAGACAGAGCUUUGCCUACUCUCCUCAACUUUUUUGUCAACUUAGUGGAGGGUUUUUUGGCAAAUCUUCACAUAGUGUCGAGUAAAAAGAAACAGCUGACAAUUCUUCAUGAUGUUAGUGGAAUCAUUAAGCCAAGCAAGAUGACACUGCUUUUAGGCCUUCCAGGUUCGGGAAAAACGACGCUUUUGAUGGCUCUAGCAGGGAGGCUUGCUUCUGAUUUCAAGGUCUCUGGGAAGGUGACUUAUAAUGGCUACAGCUUUAAUGAGUUUGUUCCGCAGAGAACUUCUGCCUAUGUGAGCCAAAAUGAUGUCCAUAUUCCCGAAAUGACUGUAAGAGAAAUCUUGGCCUUUUCUGCAAGAUAUCAAGGGGUCGGGUUUCGUCACGAGUUAAUGGCAGAGUUGACAAGAAGAGAGAAAGAAGCAAACAUUUUGCCUGACCCAGAUAUUGAUGUGUUCAUGAAGGCAGCAUCACUAGAAGGCCAAAAGAGAAGCGUGAUCACAGAUUAUGUUCUGAAGGUGCUAGGAUUAGACUUCUGUGCAGACACCAGAGUUGGAGAUGAAAUGAUCAAAGGCAUUUCAGGAGGACAGAAGAAGCGUCUCACCACAGGUGAGAUAAUUUGUGGGUCUACAAAGGUACUCUUCAUGGAUGACAUAUCUACAGGCCUAGACAGUUCAACAACCUUUCAAGUUGUGAACUCAAUGAAGCAAUACGUUCAUAUUCUCAAUGGAACUGCUAUCAUUUCCCUUCUCCAGCCCGCACCAGAAACUUUUGAACUGUUUGAUGAUAUCAUUCUCCUGUCUGAAGGCCAAAUAGUGUACCAAGGUCCCUGCCAGCAAGUCCUUGAGUUCUUUGAGUUCAUGGGCUUCAAAUGUCCUGAAAGGAAAGGAGUGGCAGACUAUUUGCAAGAAGUGACUUCAAGGAAAGAUCAGCAGCAAUAUUGGGCAGAGAAGGACAAGCCUUACACAUAUGUCACAGUGGCACAGUUCGCAGAAGCAUUCAAAUCCUUCAAUGUUGGAAGGAAACUAGGAGAGGAAUUAUCAGUCCCCUUUGAGAAAAGCAAGUGCCACCCUGCUGUUUUGGUAACAAAAAAGUAUGGCAUUGGAUAUAAGCAAAUUUGGAAGGCCUGUUUCGAUAGAGAAGUCUUGCUGAUGAAGCGUAACGUGUUCGUGCACAUCUUCAAACUCAUGCAAAUUUUUCUAAUCUCAGUCAUUUCGAUGUCGCUUUUCUUUCGAACCGAGAUGCCCCACGACUCGAUAAACGAUGGACAAAUUUACAUGGGCGCUUUGUUUAAUGCACUCGUUGUUUGUAUGUUCAAUGGGAUGUCCGAGCUUCCAUUAACAAUUGCUAAGCUUCCUGUUUUUUACAAGCAAAGGGACCUCCUUUUCUUCCCAGCAUGGGCAUAUGCUCUUCCAGCUACCAUCCUUAAAAUCGCUGUCUCUUUCGUAGAGGUUGCACUUUGGGUUUUUACCUCUUAUUAUGUUACUGGCUAUGAUCCAAGUGUUAAAAGGUUUUUUAAACAGUACCUUGCUCUUGUUCUUGCUAACCAAGUGGCUUCUGCAUUGUUUCGAUUGAUUGCGGCCGUUGCUCGAAGCUUGGUAGUUUCAAACACGUUUGGUUCAUUUGUUCUAUUGAUACUCUAUGGAAACGAUGGCUUUAUUCUCUCAAGACAUGCAAUGAAAAAGUGGUGGAAAUGGGCUUACUGGAUAUCACCGAUGAUGUACGGGCAGAACGCAUUGGCAGUGAACGAAUUCCGUGGAAAAAAUUGGGAUCAAGUUGUCCCUUUUAGUGGGGAAACUCUAGGGGUUUUGAUCUUGAAGCUUCAUGGAUUCUUCCCAUAUGCUGAUUGGUAUUGGAUUGGAGUGGCUGCACUGAUUGGAUUUAUUCUUGUAUUCAACUUUUUAUAUGUCUUAGCCCUCACUUAUCUGAACCCAUUGAUCAUGCCUCGGGCUGCGAAACCGCAAGUCUCAGAGAGCAACGAGGAGGAGUUCGAGAUCAGAAACACCCCAUCUUGUGAAAAUCUUGCAGCUAAUGGAAGUGAAAGCAUGAGAGUUGCCUCCCAAGCAUGGAAUGAAGCAACUGACAAGGCCACUUGUAAUAAGAGGAAAAAAGUUGUUCCAUUUAAUCAGUAUGUGCUCACUUUCGAUGAGAUCGUAUACUCGGUUGAUAUGCCGGAGGAAAUGAAGAGUCAGGGUGUCAUGGAGGAUAAACUAGUGCUUUUGAAAGGUGUGAGUGGUGCUUUUAAGCCUGGUGUACUAACUGCUUUGAUGGGCGUGAGCGGAGCGGGGAAAACGACUCUGUUGGACGUGCUAUCCGGGAGGAAAACCGGUGGAUAUAUUGAGGGAAGCAUCAAAGUUUCUGGCUACAUGAAAAAGCAAGAAACGUUUACUCGAAUUUCGGGUUAUUGUGAACAAAAUGAUAUCCAUUCUCCUCAUGUUACUGUUUUCGAGUCUCUACUCUACUCGGCAUGGCUACGUCUCGGCUCUGAUAUCAGCAAAGAAGCAAGAAAGAUGUUUGUGGAAGAAAUCUUGGAGCUGGUUGAACUUGACACAUUAAGGCAAGCAAUAGUUGGGUUGCCUGGAGUAAACGGUCUCUCGACCGAGCAGCGCAAACGGUUGACAAUAGCCGUAGAGCUGGUGGCGAACCCAUCCAUAAUUUUUCUUGAUGAACCAACUUCAGGACUAGAUGCAAGAGCUGCUGCAAUCGUAAUGCGGGCAGUAAGAAACACGGUCGAUACAGGACGAACAGUUGUGUGUACAAUCCAUCAACCGAGCAUCGAUAUAUUUGAAGCUUUUGAUGAGCUAUUGCUGUUGAAGCGAGGUGAGACGAUAUAUGUUGGACCUCUUGGACAUCGUUCUUUCCAUUUGAUCAAGUAUUUCGAGGGGAUCGAGGGAACGAGUAAGAUAAACGAGGGUCAAAAUCCAGCAACGUGGAUGUUAGAAGUGACCUCCUCGACACAAGAAAUGGUUUCGGGGGUCGAUUUUGCAGAACUAUUCAAAAAAUCUGAGCUUUAUAGGAGAAACAAGGAAAUAAUCAAAGAACUGAGUGAGCCUCCCCCUGCUUCUAAUGAUAUCCAUUUUCAAACCAAAUACUCUCAGCCUUUUUCCAAACAAUACUUAGCUUGCUUAUGGAAGCAACAUUUGUCGUAUUGGCGUAAUCCGUCGUACAUUGCAACCAAAUUUCUGUUCACGCUCGGCGCAUCGUUGAUACUCGGGACAAUGUUUUGGAACCUUGGCUCCAAGAGAACGACAUACAUCGAUAUGUUUAACUCAAUCGGUGCUAUGUAUACGGCAUCGCUCUUCCUCGGUAUACAAAACGCUGGAGGCAUACAGCCUGUCGUUUCAAUCGAGCGAACAGUAUACUAUAGAGAACGAGCAGCGGGAAUCUAUUCGGGCUUGCCAUAUGCCUUAGCUCAGGUUACAAUUGAGCUGCCAUACAUUUUCUCACAAUCUUUGAUGUAUUGCAUCAUAGUAUAUGCAAUGAUGGGAUAUGAAUGGAGUUUUACCAAAGUUCUUUGGUUUUUCUUCUUCAUGUUCUUCACUUUCCUCUACUUCACCUACUACGGCAUGAUGACGAUCGCUGCAACGCCGAGUUACCACAUCGGUAUGAUUAUUUCGACUGCAUUUUACGGGAUGUGGAACCUCUUUUGUGGCUUUAUCAUUCCUAGAACUAGGAUUCCGGUGUGGUGGAGAUGGUUUUAUUGGACUUGUCCUUUGUCAUGGACGUUGUAUGGGUUAAUUGGUUCACAGUUUGGAGAUGUGGAGGAGAAGAUGGAUACAGGGGAGACAGUUGAGGAGUUUAUAAGAGAAUUCUUUGGGUUUAGGCAUGAUUUUCUUGGAGUUGUUGCUGCUGUUAUUAUUGGGUUUGGAGUUUUCUUUGCUUUUUCAUUUGCCAUUUGUAUUAAGUUCUUCAAUUUUCAAAAGAGAUAG